UGGAAGUCUGACCUUCCUCCUGCACACAGUUUACCAUGCAGCCACUGAGCAUUGCAAUGGAGCGGCAGUGCGCUUGAGGAUACACUAGGGGCGGAGUUUGACCUCUCAAAAAUUUUAAAACAUCACUAAUCCGCGUCGGACAUUCUGGCACAGGCCAAGCAUUGGAUCAGCUUUUGCAGGAGGGGGGGAAAAAUCACUUCCUUCACGAUCUGUACCCCAGCGACGCUCUGGAAGGAAGGAGGAGCUGGGAAUGCUGCACGGAUAACGCUGUUCCAUAUCGCACAUCUGCAGCGGUUUCUACCCGGGUUUGUUGUCAAUAUUCCAGGAAAAUUCGCGGGAUUUGGCGCGUUGACAGCUGGAGCCUGGAGCGCCCUGCAGCCGUCAGUGUUGGAGCUCUUCCUGUCUGCCCAUUAGCUGCUGUUCAAUGCCCAGUAGGAAAUGUCUGAGGCUACCCUGUGGAUGAUCCCGAACAUGCUUUCCACGAACCGUUGUGGAGGAGCGUGGGGGUGAAAAUGGAUGCAAUCAGUUCCCACACCCGAGGAACAGCUCCCAUGUUCCAGCAUGUCUGGCUGCAGCAAGUCUCCCGCAAACUCCGGAGAAGCUGCAGGUUCUAACUCUAUGGCAUGGGUGAAGAAAUUCAAAAAAACUGGAGGAGGUCUAAAAAAGUCCUACCAACCUGGGAGCAUGGUGUCCCUUGCACUAACUAAAGGUCUGCUAAAUGAGCCCGGCCAGAACAGCUGCUUUCUCAACAGCGCUGUUCAGGUACUUUGGCAGCUGGACAUUUUCAGGAGGAGUCUGAGGCAGCUCUCUGGUCACUUCUGUCUUGGCGAUGCCUGUAUUUUCUGUGCAUUAAAGAGUAUAUUUAACCAGUUCCAGCAGAGCAGAGAGCGGGUCCUGCACUCUGACAGCCUGAGAAACGCUCUCGCUGAAACCUUCAAAAAUGAGCAGCGUUUCCAACUCGGCCUGAUGGACGACGCCGCUGAGUGCUUUGAGAACAUUCUGGAGCGAAUUCAUUUGCACAUAGUCUCUGACACAGCAACUGAUUCUUGCUCAUCCAAAUCCUGCAUCACUCAUCAGAAGUUUGCUAUGAUGCUUUAUGAGCAGUUUGUGUGCCGUUGUUGUGGUGCUUCUUCAGACCCACACCCCUUCACAGAGUUUGUUCAUUAUGUGUCGACUACGGCUUUAUGCCAACAAGUUGAUCGGACACUGGGGAAGAACGAGCGGCUCAGGUCGGACAUGUUUGGUGAACUGCUGCAGGCGGCAAACAGCACUGGUGACUUCCGAAGCUGCCCUAGUGACUGUGGUCAGAGCAUUAAGAUCCGUCGUGUUCUCAUGAACUGCCCAGAGAUCGUCACCAUCGGCUUUGUGUGGGACGCGGAGCAGUCUGACCUCACGGACGAUGUGAUCAGGUUUCUUGGUCCGCGUUUAAACUUGUGUGGGCUUUUCAACCGAGUCACGGAUGAAAAUGCCAAAUGCAGCGAGCUACAUCUGGUGGGGAUGAUCUGUUUCUCCAGCAAGCAUUACUCAGCCUUUGCUUAUCACACCAAAUCUUCUAAAUGGAUGUUUUUUGAUGAUGCUACUGUAAAGGAGAUUGGAUCCAAAUGGAAGGAUGUCGCUUCAAAAUGCAUCAGGGGACAUUUCCAGCCACUUCUUUUGUUUUACACCAAUCCUGAGGGGAGUCCAGUUUCUAAUGAAGAUGCACCGAGACAAACCACCAUGUGCCCUCACUACAAAGCCCAGAUAAAUGGAGACGUGACCAUCAAACAUCCCUUUGGGAGUCCUCGCAAAUUUCAGAAUCCUUUUAUGGAGAAUUUACAAAGACCAAGUGAAAUGUCAAAAAAGGACAGAGGACAUCGACGAUCUGAGGCUUCACAACACAAAGAGACGACUCAUACGAGAUCUUCAUCUCCUCCAGAGAACGGGCCCAGGCCUCCUGUGGAGAAAAUAAAGAAUUACCUACGCUCGGAGAAGUCAUCAAAUCACUCCAGCAGAGCAUCUCAGGAUCCCCAUGGACAGUCCUGCAGCACACAGAGUGGGGGACACAUCAGAAAGGCCAACAUUUCUCCAGGACGUAAUGAGCAGGAGGGUAGCAACAAACACUGGGAGAAAGGAGGCAGCGGGAGCCAAAACAGGUCAAAGUCAACUUGGAGACCCAUCAGGGAGGUGUUGAAUGUAGACACAGUACUGAAUGAACUGGAGCAGCGGCGGCAGCAGCAGGACAGCAAGCCUUCUUCCCAGGAGAGAAGUCGCACAGAACCAGGCAGGGAGCGUGAGCGCGAACAUGCAAAAGCUAGAGAAGACCGUAAACAGAAGUGCUUAAUGACCAUUUAUGAGGACGAGCAGCGUCAUGAGACGGAGAGCCACAGCUCAGUGGAGUCCGAGAGCAGAGCCAGCCAGCAGCGGGGAAGCAAGCUCAAAGGUGUCCCAAAAACUCUGCUGCGCAGCGACACCUGGACCAUUCAGAGGACAGAGUCCGGUUACGAGAGCAGCGAUCGGCUCAGCAGCGGCUCCACCAACCCUGACUCGCCUGGGGUUGAUGGCUCCGGCCUCAAACCAGAUCAGAGGUUAACACCUGAGGUCCUUUUACCAAGUCAGCUGCAUCAAAGGGAAGGCGUUGCAAAGUCAAGUAUAACAUCAUCUCUUUCCCACAACAGUAAACAUCAAACUAAACCUCAGGGGAACUCUGAUCAAGCUUCACACUCUCAACUAAAGUGCAGUCCGGGUUCAAGACAGAGAUCAAAAUACACGUCUAACACAUCUAGAAAAGCUAAGAGUUCAGCCGGAUCGGAGAGCAGGCAGAGCGAGCACCAGGAUCCCACUAACUGUAGAGGACACGGCAGGGAGAACAGCACCCCAAGGCACAUCACAAAGACCAGCAGCUCAGAGUGGAACAGCUCAGAUGAUCUUGUUCUCUCGGAGUCGGAGGACAGGGAAAGCACCUACCUGUCCAGUAACAGCGAGGCUGUCACCUCCGAUUCCCCAAGUCCCCACGUAGACCUGCCAUACCACCCGCCCUGCAGCGUGACAGCAGAAACUCAGCUCGGUGCAGCAGGGUCACCUUACCUUAGACCCAACCAGCAGGCCUCUCCGCUCCACGGCGAAACAAGCCACGCAGCGUUUCGCCCCAGAAUGCUUCAGGAACCCUUUCCACCGAGCCCUCACACGCCCCAUUCAUCAUACGUCAGCCCCAAAAGGAGGCCUGACAUUUCCAGCCUCCGAACCUUCUCAGAUGCGAGCUCAAAGUCCGGGUCCGACCCAGAAAGGAGCACUCAGGCAUCAUGUGAGAGCGAGGAGAGAGUGCCGGGGAGCCGAGCUGACGAGGCAGCGCAGGCUCCAGAGGUUUCUCUGACCACAUACUUUAACGUGGACAACUGUAUGACGGAAACGUACCGCCUCAAGUACCACAACCAGAGGCCUCUGGUCCUCUCCGCCACAGUGCCAAGGACAGCUGCUGAGAGUGACCGCAGAGAUAACAGCCACACACUUUCCAGUGAUGCACACUCACAUGAUGUGCUGAAAGGCCGACCAGAAAAAAGUAAGACUUAGAAAGAUAAACAUUCAAACAGAACGAAAUACCUAUAUAAAUUAGUACUCUGUAAUUCUGAUCAGCUAUUGCCCUGAGAACCUCCAUAAAAUACAUUUUAACAACAGAGUUCUCAUCUUUUUUUCUGCACAGGCCAUAAUAGCAAUAAACCCACUGCAAAAUGGAAGCCAGUGACAGCCAAAGGACUGGAUGAGCGAGGUUUUUUAUGAGUGUUGACUUGGUAAGUUUUGUUUACAUGAAUGGACAGCACGACUGGAUGCCAAAGAGUUUACAGAAUGGAAAUAUAUUCAGA
Cyprinodon tularosa is the source of this 3836-nucleotide messenger RNA. RefSeq names its product ubiquitin specific peptidase 53b (gene usp53b). Gene Ontology annotation, cellular component: cell-cell junction. NCBI's taxonomy places the organism in Eukaryota, Metazoa, Chordata, Actinopteri, Cyprinodontiformes, Cyprinodontidae. The transcript is spliced from 16 exons. Gene Ontology annotation, biological process: protein deubiquitination; sensory perception of sound; response to auditory stimulus. Bases 517 to 3546 code for a protein of 1009 amino acids. Gene Ontology annotation, molecular function: cysteine-type deubiquitinase activity. The record is from RefSeq and is a predicted model, not a curated record.